AUGCCUCCACGGACUCGACAAUCAACUACAGGCGGCAUCGGCCGCCCUGCGACGCGCAGACAACGUGCACCUGUCGCGCGAAACACAUCAGACUCUCGCUGGAACUUCACGUCAACCAACGACGACGUACGCGAAUCUGUAGAAGAAGCAGACACGAACGGAUUUGACGCCGAUCAUCACGAAGAUAUGCCGUCGUCACCUGAAGUGGAGGAGGCUGUUGCUCCACUCCGCGAGAUGGCAGAUCGUGUGGGAAAGGAAGUGGAGAGCUUCGCCAUACAAUUCGAUAUGUUCUUGAAUGAUCUACCGACGCGACAGAACAAGUAUGAUGCUGCCAAGGAGGUUGUGCAGAGGUUUGAGGAUAUUGCGAAGGACGCUGUGGAUGCUUUGAAGAGGGGCCAUCAGAAGGAGAGGAUGGAGCAGUUGAGGAGAGAAUGGAGUGAGAGAGCGCGACUGUCUGCUUCAGGAAGUAUUAGGGCGGUUGGUCAGGGCAGUAGGAGUGGCGGUGGUGGUGUGGUGCAGGGCAUGAAGGCGGACGCGGUCAAGGAGAUGAGGUUGUGGCAGCAGGAGGCUGAUAUCUGGCGCCUGUUCUACAUUGUGAUUGACUACUUCUACGAUAGCGAUGUUCGGAAUGAGAGGAUGGCCAAGGAGCUUGCCAUUUUACCGCCACCACAUCGAUAUACAUCUGAAAAGGAGAUUUGGGAGCGUUUCCUACUGGAAAAUCCAGUCGCCAAAGCGCAUACAAUUUACAAGCAGUGGUUCGAGCAGACUGCUGAUCAUCAGGAAAGCGAUCUUGACGGUAUUAUGCAGACGCUAGAGGAGCGGCUAGGGACUGGCAGAGGGUUGUGGAAGAAGGGUUGGAUGCAUACCCGGGAAAAGAUCAAGGGUGAGAAGAGACAAGGCAGGUGGGCCAGCUCUUCCAAUGACAGGUUGCCGGAGAUAAGGUCUACGUCGGGGACCGGCUUGCUUGUCACCAACGUGGAUCCCGAUGCUGCUACUCGUCAAGGUCGUGCACUGGAGAAGGAGGACAAGCAUUUCGAACAGGCGAUGUGGAUCGCCUGCUGGGAAAUGCUGCGGCGUGGCAAGUCAUGGCAAGAUGUUUUGAGCUGGUGUGAGGAGCAUGCCGAGGGCUGGCGGGCCGCAGUACUGUGCCCAGCGACUGAUGCCACGGACGCUCUAUCCAAUGCCGCAUGGCGCAAGAUGUGCUAUCUGACCUCACAAUCUGGGUGUUCGAACGACUACGAAGCCGCUGUCUACGGUCUACUGGGCGGUAACGUCAAUGCCGUGCAGAAGGUCUGCCACACCACUGACGAUCGCCUCUUCGCUCACUACAGCUGCACACUGGUGCGCCAAUUCGAGCUCUACGUCCGGCAUAACUUUCCUGGAAGGGUGGCUUCUCUUGCUCAGCGGCCCGUGGCCGAAGAUGUGCUAGAUGAUGAGAACGUCGCACAGCGCAUCAUUACGGACUUCGUGCAACAGCUGCGCAGAAGUCAGGAGACGGCCGCCGACGCUGCACAGCCUCUGAAAGUGAUUGAAGGCUUUCUUCUAGCAAACGAUACAGAGUCCAUGGCUGCGUAUGUGGGUCAGGCUUUGUCAGAACUUGAUAAGCUGCAUGGCGGUCAUGAACAAGCGAUUAUCCAUCAUGACGACCAACUACGACCAGAGGAGGACACGAAAGCAGCCUCCAGCAUUGCGGCGGACCAACGAGCUCUGCGUAUCGUGGCACACAUGUAUCUCGUUCUGACUGCGAUUGACGAUGACAGUCAGCCGCCGGAGACAAUCCUGACGGAGCAGAACGUGGUCAUUGCCCACAUCCAAGCUUUACGCUACGCACGGAAACGCGACUUCGCCGCGGUCUAUGCUUCACGGAUCGAAGACGGGAACGCGGUCGUGGCACUAGCCCGUGUCUUGCAGGAUAUCAAUGGCGUAAGAGAGCAGCAGACGAUGUUGGGGUUGAUGGUCCAAUUCGAUAUGGAUCAGUCUCUUGUACUUGGUGAGCUUCUGCGGUGGACGAUGAUCACAAAGCUCAAUGCUCAAAAGACUCCCAAGAACUUGCUUCGGAUCAUCGAGGACUGUGAAGUCACGAAGCUUUACCCUGGCCAGCAAAUCAUCAGUGGCUUUUUGGCGAUGGACACAUCACUAAGCAAUGAUGACAAGGCCGUGCUCGAUACUUUGCAGUGGUUUCAGGUUGUGCCGGGGCUUUGGAAGGCGACUUUUGAGGCUCUGGCCGAAGCUCUUCGUACCUGCUUGAUGACUGGCCAACUUCCAUGCGCUGUCAAGAUCGUUGAGAGGUUCCCAUACGAGGAUAUCUCUAAGCAGAAGUCCUAUGGCGAGAUUGGUCGCUCCGUGAACAUCAUGGACAAGAGUCUGAUGCCUGAGGAUCAAGAUGAAGCGCUGAGAUGGCAGAUCUUGCAACAGCAGUCACAGACGUACUACGAGCUCGAGCAGCUUGUGCAUGCCAUUGAGACUCUGGCCAGCUGGGUCGGCGAGGAACGACCAUAUAGUGCGCAAGGCAAGCCUAACUCGCAAAAGCAACAAGAAUUGAAGAAAGCCAAAGCUACCAUGGACGAAUCGAUGAUGCCGAUAUUAUCUGGCAUCCUUCUUCAACCCGUGGACGACGACGAGAAGAAAUAUCUCGAUCGCAUCCGUGAUGCUUAUCUUCCAGAGAUCAUCAUGGCCUACAUAACCGCGCUCUACACUUCUGGCCCCUUGAUCUCACGGGACGCAUACAUCCAAAUCAUGGACCUGUCCGUUAUCAUCGCGUCGAAGGACUCCAAUGACCUGGCAGCGAUCUUCACUCAAGCUGGGCGAAUGCGUGAGCUUGUGCAGCUGUUCGCGCAAUCGAGUAAGAUGAUGCUUGUGAUGAAAGCUACUGGUCGUCCACAGAAGCCUAGGAAGGAUGGUAAGGGUCUGGGACUAUGGGAGAUUGGGCCACAGGGGCAAGGCGUCGUUGCUGAGAUCGAUGACUCGUAG
Recurvomyces mirabilis is the source of this 2970-nucleotide messenger RNA. RefSeq names its product Nucleoporin nup84 (gene NUP84). Bases 1 to 2970 code for a protein of 989 amino acids. The record is from RefSeq and is a predicted model, not a curated record. Gene Ontology annotation, biological process: protein import into nucleus; mRNA export from nucleus; post-transcriptional tethering of RNA polymerase II gene DNA at nuclear periphery. Gene Ontology annotation, molecular function: structural constituent of nuclear pore. NCBI's taxonomy places the organism in Eukaryota, Fungi, Ascomycota, Dothideomycetes, Mycosphaerellales, Teratosphaeriaceae. The transcript is spliced from 2 exons. Gene Ontology annotation, cellular component: nuclear pore outer ring; nuclear pore.